AUGGACCGAAUUGAUCCACAAUCACCCACCCAAGAUCUUUUCACUGUGAAGGAUUUAGAGCUGACUGAGGGGCUUUUCUUCCCACACUUCAAAUUGUCACCCAUUCCUCACGAGGCGCUGCCGGAACACGUCCAUUAUGCAUGUUGCCAUCUCGUCUAUCAUCUCACCCAAGUUCGGAAGCCACUGGAGGCACCCAAUAGGUCUGUUAACAUAUUUCUCAACGAGCAAAUAAUGUACUGGGUGGAAGGUUGCAUCAGCAUAUCAUCGUUCCAUGAAUGGGCCAAGUUGAGCGUUGAUUGGACCGCCAAAGAUGUCAUUCACAUGCCGGUCGAAGUGCUUAGCAACGUGAGCGGAGAUCUUGGGUUCUUUUCGAGAUUGCAGGAGGCGUAUGAGUCGGCAGAUGAUUCGGUUUCGUUGUGCCGUCACCUUACGUCUGAGGACCCAAUGUCCUUAUACACCCCUGAUUUGGGUCGAGCGCUCAGGUCUCUUUUCGUAACACUCAACAAUCUCAGGCGGCAUCCCGGGGCGCUCGCAGUGAUCAAGGAAAUUGUCAAACUCUGGCGCAAGCUAGUUGCUUUCUAUCCAAUCUCACACCCAGGAUUUGGCUCGAGCACUUGGGAAUCCUUUUGCGCCACUUGA
Molecule: messenger RNA, 639 nt
Organism: Cantharellus anzutake
Lineage: Eukaryota; Fungi; Basidiomycota; Agaricomycetes; Cantharellales; Hydnaceae
Exons: 2
Coding region: 1-639 (212 amino acids)
Source: RefSeq, a predicted model, not a curated record